Molecule: messenger RNA, 837 nt
Organism: Sclerotinia borealis F-4128
Lineage: Eukaryota; Fungi; Ascomycota; Leotiomycetes; Helotiales; Sclerotiniaceae
Source: the annotation of a GenBank genome assembly
AUGCCUCCUAGAAUACCCAAUCUACCUAGACAUCCCUUCACAGGUCUACGCAGCCCCAUAUCAAAGCGAUUCGAAACAACAGUCGAAGGACAACAAAAUUCGCGAUGGCUGGGCACGAUUAAAGAUAGGAUUGGGAAAUGUAUUAUGUUUGGAAUGAGUCGAGAACAAGCACAGGAUAUGGCGAAGGUACUACAGGUACUGGGGCGAGAUUGGAGGGAACUUAUUGCAGGGAGAUAUGGUUAUUUGGUGGAUAAAAAGAGAGCGGGUUUGAGUAGACAUCAGGUUGUUUGGGGGGAAAUGGAUUGUAUGAAACAUGUUAAUAACGUCAUGUACAUACGAUAUGCCGAAAGUGCAAGAAUAAAUUGGGCUCGGAAUUAUGCUACUUAUAUCGAUCCCCAAAAUAAGGACAAAUGGAGUCAAAUGUGUACACCAAACGGCUAUGGGAUGAUACUACGAAGCAUAAAAACGAGUUACCUUUUCCCUAUGACAUGGCCUGAUCACAUUUCCGUAUAUCAUAAGCUUAACCAUCCACCCAGUAAUAGCGGCAGCAGCUCUUUUACAUUAGAUGUGCUAAUCGUGUCGGAAUUGCACCAACGGGUAGCUGCAAGGUGUAGGGAGAAUAUUGUGACAUAUGAUUAUAAAGAAAAGAGGAAGGAGAUAUUGCAGCCAUGGCUUUUGGAUGCUUUUGCAAAGACUUGGGAAGAGCAAAACGUGGCAAUGGCAAAUGCACUGAAGAAAAUCGAGGACAUCGAGAAGAAGGUCAGGAGGUUGGAGAUUGAUACUUGGGAUAGGACGGAUGCAGUAGAGGAUAUGGGAACGGCUACUGAGACUUUAUAG